AUGAAAUUAGGGAAAGAUACAGCGAGAGAGGAGCAAGAGACAACAGCAAUGGAGCCGCUUAGCCCGGUUUCGCAGCUGUUUGUUUUACCGGGUCUUUACUGCGUCAUUGUGUUAACUCUAGGGUUUGAAACUAGAUGCAACCGCUCUGCCAUUGUUGAAGGUAUCCAAAACACAUGGAUCAAGCUCCCUCGCUUUUCUAGCAAAGUGGAGAUGAAGAAAAAUGGGAAAGCGGUUUGGGUCCCUGUUACAGUUCGAGUAGAAGAUCAUGUUAUUGUUCCAGAUCUUGACUAUUCCAACAUUGAAAAUCCCGAUCAAUUUAUAGAAGACUAUGCGUCAAACAUUGCUAACGCUCAAAUGGAUAUGUCCAAACCUUUAUGGGAAUUUCAUGUUCUGAAUAUACAAACAUCAAACGCAAAAUCUGUAGGCAUAGGAAAACUACAUCAUUCACUAGGCGAUGGUAUGUCUCUUAUGUCUCUUCUACUCGCUAGUUCACGGAAAGUAUCAGACCCCAAGGCUCCUCCAACUACAACGGCUACAAAAAAACAUGCUGGUUCCAAUGCUAAGGGUUGGUGGUGUAUUAGGAAAUUUUGGUUGAUGAUAAAAAUCAUUUUCACCACUCUCAUGGAAUUGUUCAAGUUUUGGCUUACUAUAUGUUUUAUGCGGGAUACGAAAACUCCUCUCAUGAGUGAGCCGGGAGAUAUAAUUCGACCUAGAAAGUGUAUCCACAGGAUAAUAAGCUUGGAUGAUGUCAAAAUGAUAAAGAACACAAUGGAAAUGAAAGUAAAUGAUGUUCUUCUUGGAAUGACACAGGCCGGUCUCUCAAGAUAUUUGAGCAAAAAAUCUGAUAAUGAUAUGGCGACCGGGAAGGAAAACAUCCGUCUUCGUGGUACAGUAGCUGUCAAUUUAAGACCAGAUACAAAGAUCGAGGAUCUCACUAACAUGGUGGAAAAGGGUUCAAAGUGUAGAUGGGGUAACUUCGUAGGCAUUGUUGUAUUUCCUUUGUGGGUAAGAUCUGAGGAUGAUCCACUAGAAUACGUUAGAAAAGCAAAAUCUACUAUGGAUAUGAAAAGAAUCUCCAUGGAGGCACUAAUACUAUAUGGACUUGUUAAAUAUACCAUGAAGAUAUUCGGGGAAAAGGCAGUAGAAAAUAUUGUCAAAAGGGUAUUUGGUCACACAACAUUAACAUUUUCAAGUGUGAUGGGUCCAAAGGAAAAAGUAAGUCUUUUUGGCCAUCCGAUGUCUUACGUCACAGCAACCGCAUCAGGUGGACCGCAGGCUUUGAUCAUCCAUUUUGUAAGCUACGUAGACAAGAUUAUCAUCAAUCUAGCUGUUGACACAACAGUGAUUCCAGAUCCUCAUCAACUAUGUGAUGAUUUGGUAGAAUCGCUCGAUAUCAUCAAACUUGCUGCCUUGGAGAAAGGAGUUCACAAAAUGGAGGUUUGAGAUAUCAUUUUCAUAUCAGGUGAUAGUGUGAUAGGUUUGAGAUAUCUA
Eruca vesicaria subsp. sativa (arugula) is the source of this 1491-nucleotide messenger RNA. The record is from the annotation of a GenBank genome assembly. Lineage: Eukaryota; Viridiplantae; Streptophyta; Magnoliopsida; Brassicales; Brassicaceae.